Molecule: messenger RNA, 1926 nt
Organism: Camelus dromedarius (Arabian camel)
Lineage: Eukaryota; Metazoa; Chordata; Mammalia; Artiodactyla; Camelidae
Gene: CLEC1A
Product: C-type lectin domain family 1 member A
Exons: 6
Coding region: 292-1110 (272 amino acids)
Biological process (GO): signal transduction
Cellular component (GO): plasma membrane
Molecular function (GO): transmembrane signaling receptor activity
Source: RefSeq, a predicted model, not a curated record
GUAGUUUCACAGGAAGCACUAGCAAACAAACAAAAGAGAGCGGAGAAGGGCAUCCCCUUCAGGGACUGUUCUGACGGAGCCCGCCCGGAUAGGAAGCGCACGCUGCCUGCCCUGCGCCGCCCGCCCGCCCGGCCGGCUCGGCGUCCGGAGGCCGCGUUCUCAGGAGAGGGGCCGGGCCCCUCCCGGCGGGAACCGGAUCCCAGGCUUCCCCGACGGCUCGCCCGGGAUGCCCCGCAGUGCCUGGGCUUCGGCGCCGUCUCACAGCCGCCGGGCGGCCCUGCAGGAAUCCGGAUGCAGGCCAAGGGCAGCAGCGCGCGGGACAUGCUGGACGCUGAUGCGGACACCACCACGAGCCUGCGUUCCGGAGCCUCUUCCGCAACCCAGCGGCCGGAGCCCAGGCGCACAGGACACCGGCCCUCUCCUGCUUGGCGCCCAGUGGCCCUGGUCCUGCUGACUCUGUCUCUGGUGCUGCUGACGGGCCUGGCGGCUCUGGGGCUUGUGUUUUUUCAGUUCUACCAGCUCUCCAACGCUCAGCAAGACAGCAUUUCUCAAAAGGAGGAAAGAUUGGGGAAUCUCUCCCGACAGCUGCAGUCUCUCCAAACCCAGAACAGGAAGCUCGCAGAAACUCUGCAUCACGUGGCUGAAAAACUCUGCCGCGAGCUCUACAACAAAACUGGAGAACACAGAUGCAGCCCUUGCCCAGAAAUGUGGAAGUGGCAUGGGGACAAAUGCUACCAGUUCUAUAAAGAAGGCAGGAGCUGGCAGGGCUGUGAAUAUUUCUGCAUUGCUGAGAACUCGACCAUGCUGAAGAUAAACACACAAGAAGUGCUGGACUUUGCCAUGCCCCAGAGCUACUCUGAGUUUUUCUACUCUUAUUGGACAGGGCUAUCCCGCAACGGCAGCGGCAAGGCCUGGCUGUGGAUGGACGGGGCCCCUUACUCCUCUGAACUGUUUGAGAUUACAAUAGAUUUCAGCAGCCUAAGAAGCAGGGACUGCGUGACCAUCCUCAACGGAAAGGCUUUCUCAAAGGACUGCCGUGAGCUGAGGCGGUGCGCCUGUGAGAGAAGGGCGGCCAGGGUGGAGCUGCAGGGGCUCCAGCCGCCUCUCUGAGGUUGGGGCCACGUGUUGCUGGGGUCACGUGGAGGUGAAUGGUUCUCCAGCGACAACUGCGACUUCUGACCCUCUGCAGAGAAACUGAAGACUCUGUUUUGCAGAACAAGGCAGUCUCGCUGCGUGCUCCUGGCAUAGCUGGGGUUUCAGUUCCCAUUUUCUCCCAUUGAAUCCCUGUUUAUACCUUUCAGGUACUGAAGAACUGAUAAUAAUAAAUGUAAAUAAUGUAAAAUGUGAUUCUAGAAUGGACUUGUGAUGGAGGGAAAAGUCGGCAUAAAGGUGCCCUUCAAAAGAUGAUACCAGCCAGUGUUGUGGUUGUGUGCGCCUCAUUGAGAGCUUGUAGGGAGUCUCAAGACUGCUGAGUAUUUCAUUAUUCCAGGAACACAGGAAGUCUUUGAGAUGCGUGCUGUCUUCAAGAGGGCGGUUUUAACAUUUUAAAUGUUACAUCUUUCCAGGCACGCUUAUGUCACCAACUCGUGGCUAAAGAUGAGUGGUCCAGACUGCAGUGAGUUAUCCAAUCAGGUCACGGCAAGUGAAGGGUAACCGACAUCUGCACCCAGGAUGCACAGCUGGCUUCUUGCGCAGGGCUCCUUCCUCAGGGUGGCCACACACACAAGUAUAACGGGAAUGAUCGCAAGUGACACCAUCACAGACACUGACUUCGCUGGCUUAUGGAUAAAUCAAUUUUAGGAAAAUCUGUUCUAGUUAUUUUAAUUAUUUUCAACAGUGCAAAGUGGGAUGCUUCAGUUUCAUUUUCAGUAAAAAUCUAUCUCUUAGUGAAAUGAUAUUAAAUUAGCAAAUAAAUGAUAAAAAGAA